Corticium candelabrum is the source of this 967-nucleotide messenger RNA. RefSeq lists its product as uncharacterized. Lineage: Eukaryota; Metazoa; Porifera; Homoscleromorpha; Homosclerophorida; Plakinidae. The coding region runs from base 56 to 928 and encodes 290 amino acids. The record is from RefSeq and is a predicted model, not a curated record. The transcript has 9 exons.
AGCUUAUAUUAUAUAAGGCUCUGCACGUGACUAAUGGUCAGAGAAAGUGUCAAAUAUGGAACGAACACGUAUUGGCCCGUGGAUUUCAGCCUUUGUCAUCUGUAUUGUAACUCAUUCUCGUACGACGUUUGCUAUUAGCUAUGGCCGCUUUGGCGAGGACGAUGAAUCUAACUGUACACUGAACUGGGCUCUUCAUAGGCUUCACGGAGUCUGUAUGACUGCCGCCUGGUUGAUCUUCAUUCCAAUCGGCAUGUUUUCUGCUCGCUUUAUGAAGGCAAGAUGGCCGACCGAUUGGUUUCAGGUACACAAGACGAUGGUCAUAGUAGGUAUUGUCUUUGUCAGCUUGGGUUUGUUCUUUAUCUUGUAUGCACAUGAGGGAAAAUUUGACGUGGGUGCUCAUUCUAUGUGCGGUAUAUUUGCUGCUUCACUUGCCUUUGCGCAGCCUAUUAUUGCCGUCUUAAGACCUCACAAUGAAAUCAACAGUCAUCGUCAUCACAGGAGGUGGAUAUUCAACUGGGUCCACCGAACAGUUGGUGUCGUGGCCUUUGUCCUUGCUUUGGUGUCUGUAUUCCUGGGCUGUAAAAUGUUGAACAUCGUUGGAUUUCCAAAUACAUGGGCUAUUCCUGGUCUUUUUGCUUCAGCAGUUUUUAUUCUAGUUGCGGUGGCAGAAUUGGCCAAUCGUAGGUUUUUGAAACCUAAGGGCUCAGAUCGGUGCUCUGUACCUGUCUGCAGCACUGAUGAUGAUCUGUUGGACCCAUCAGCUGGUUUGACAACAGGCAGUCGAAAUCGAUAUGUCAACAUUCGUGUUCCAGUCAAAAGUUCUCAUUUCUGGUCUGCACUGUUUGGUGUCUUUGCAGCAGUGCUUUCUGUGUUGGGAAUAUCAAUGGCUGUAUGCAUUGCAAUGACACCUCAGAGUCAUAGCGACUGAUGUAUAUUUGUAAGACAUAAGAAAGAACGUAAGAUGCUC